Molecule: messenger RNA, 2095 nt
Organism: Megalops cyprinoides (Indo-Pacific tarpon)
Lineage: Eukaryota; Metazoa; Chordata; Actinopteri; Elopiformes; Megalopidae
Product: protein sprouty homolog 1-like
Exons: 2
Coding region: 553-1500 (315 amino acids)
Biological process (GO): negative regulation of fibroblast growth factor receptor signaling pathway; multicellular organism development; negative regulation of Ras protein signal transduction
Cellular component (GO): cytosol; membrane
Source: RefSeq, a predicted model, not a curated record
CGCAGCGCGCAGAGCGUGAUAGUCUACGACAGCGGGCUGCUGUUGACGGAACUUUCUGCGCAACGAAAAGAACAACUCCAAAUAGAGCAACUGGAAACUGGAUUUAUUGCUGAUAAUAUAUUUUUCCACAUUUUUCUUGCAUGUUUUUUUUUGAAAACAGGAUCCAGCGUGCUUGAAGUGUUGAGCUACCUUUCUCUGCGUGAUAUAGCGCUGUCCGAUUUCAGAUCGUCGCCUCUGUUCAUCUCUAGUUUGGUGCACACGUCUUUAGCUGUUAACUUCAUUUGAGGAUUUACAGUUUCUGGGACAUAAUGGUAUAUUUUUCCACGCAUUUGGAAAAACUAAUCGCCCGACAACGCACGUAUUCUGCCCUGGAUUUACAAUAAUCUUUACGAGUGAUAUGUACGGACUUUAAUGCAUUCUGAUAAUUUCUUGGAUGGAUGUGUCUUCGUGGUAUAUUGGUUGAUGGAUUCGACAUGGACAGUUGCAUAUACCGAUAGGAUUUCAGAUGCACGCCAAGUCCUCGGUGAAUGUCGGAAGUGGUGAUUGGCCCAGAUGGAGCUCCUAGGUCAGCAUGAUGCCGGCGGUCCACUAGUGAUCCAGCAGGCGUCCCUGGAGAGCCGGCCGAGGGCGGACUAUGAGAGGGAGUUCCAGCGGGCGGCCAUCCUCUCGCUCGAUCAGAUCAAGGCCAUCCGGUCCAGCAACGAGUACACGGAAGGGCCCUCUGUGGCCCGGAGGCCCGUCCCGCGGCCCGCGCCGAGGCCGGAGAAGCCCCAGGAGAGGACUCACGAGAUCAUCCUCGUCAAUGUGAACAACAACAACUACGAGCACCGGGCGCAGCACGGCGGCCGCCUGCCGGUGCUUAGCAGGUCCACCAGCACGGGGAGCGCAGCCAGCUCGGGGAGCAACAGCAGCGCCUCCUCCGAGGCCGGGCUGCUGGGGCGCCCGGCACCAGCGAGGCCCGGGACGGCCCGCCGUGCGGACCGCGCCGUUCGGACUCAGCCCAAGCCCUCUGGGCCUCCGCCGGAGGAGGAGGCGCUGAAGCCGGCGGGGAGGGAGGACACCCCCGGGCACCAGUUCAUCUGCGAGCGGUGCGGGAAGUGCAAAUGCGCGGAGUGCACGGCCCCCCGGACCCUCCCCUCCUGCCUGGCCUGCAACGGCCAGUGCCUCUGCUCGGCCGAGAGCCUGGUGGAGCACGGCACCUGCAUGUGCCUGGUGAAGGGGAUCUUCUACCACUGCUCCAAUGACGACGAGGGGGACUCGUGCGCCGACAGCCCCUGCUCGCUCUCCCGCUCGCACUGCUGCUCGCGGUUCCUGUGCAUGGGAUUAAUGUCCACCCUCUUCCCCUGUUUACUGUGUUACCUGCCCGCCAAGGGCUGCCUUAAGACCUGCCAGGGCUGCUACGACCGGGUCAAGCGGCCAGGCUGCCGAUGCAAGAACUCCAACACGGUCUACUGCAAACUGGAGAACCGCUCCCCCGGGAGCCCGGAAAAGCCUUCCUGAUUCGCAUUACCAGAGAAGGAUUUAUAAACACAGACGAUAAUGAUAACGAUAACAAUAAUGGUUAUUAUUGUCUAUCCAAAUUUAAGCACCUCCCACCCCCUCCUUUCUCCACAGAAGUUGUCUAUAUUCGGAGCAAGCAUGGAGUAUGAAACCACUUUUUUGUGAAAGAACUCUAGUACAAACCAGUGUUUGCCUUGCCUUUUCAUUGUAUCUUAUUGAGAUACUCAUUAACACUCAUUGUAAAGGAUUUUCUUUCAUUAGGGGAAGAGUUUCCCUGUGCUUCAAGCUUUGUGUGAGAGCAGCCUCUUACCAAAAUCUGUGAAGGACUAUCUAGACAAUAUGUAGCUGUUACCAGAUAUCCAUAGCAACCGAGAUUUUUUUUAAGUAACUGGUUGACACCAAACUAAGGCUGUGGUUAAGUGUUGCUUACUGGCAUUUUGGAAAGUUCAUUUAUCUCAUAGUAUUUUCAUCAGUUAUGUCCUUCUCCCCACUUUAAAAUUCUACAUUCUUUCUCUGUUCUGUCAAGGACCACAUCCACACAAUUUUCCUCCUUUUUUUCUUUUGUAAAUUUUAUGUAUAAAUCCUAAAGACAAAU